AUGAGCGAACUGCCGGCUCUCUACAGCCAGGCUAAACGCCUGACAAUCGCCUUGCGAGAAGGCCUCGACAGGCUGGAAUCAACCGAGGUUGCUGGUGGAAGUACCUCCGCACAGAUGCAGGUCCUCCGUGCAAAAUUUGCUGACCUUCAGCGUACCAGCAAUGAGGUGGACAGCGUGUGGCGGAUGCAUGUGCUCAGGGAGAGCCACAAUUCAAGGGACUUAUGGAAGAGGAAAGUUGAGCAGGUGGCAGAAGACAUGGACUCCAUACGAAUGGCUUUAGAUCGAUUUGGUGCUAGAGAAGACAGACGUGCACGAGAGCGACAGGAACGAGAGGAAUUACUGAUGAGAAGGCAGGAAGGGGCUGCAGUGGCAGUGCAGAUGGACACAGAGGCUCAGUUGAUGGGCUCAGUGCAGAGGUCCAAAACCGUUCUUCAAGAAGCCAUAGACAUGGGAACCAACAUAUUGGAGACAAUGACAAGCAACAGAGAGGUCCUUAAGAGGGCACAGAAGCGAAUGCUGGACAUGCUGAAUACUGUGGGCCUGUCAGAGUCACUUUUACGAGUAAUCGAAAGGCGGCAAAAAGGUGACAUAUGGAUAACUUAUGGAGGCAUGGUGGCCACUGUUCUGGUCCUUAUCAUGGUGUGGUGGUUCUUUUUAUGA
Messenger RNA from Ostreobium quekettii, 660 nucleotides. The record is from the annotation of a GenBank genome assembly. Lineage: Eukaryota; Viridiplantae; Chlorophyta; Ulvophyceae; Bryopsidales; Ostreobiaceae.